Molecule: messenger RNA, 862 nt
Organism: Pelobates fuscus (common spadefoot toad)
Lineage: Eukaryota; Metazoa; Chordata; Amphibia; Anura; Pelobatidae
Gene: MARVELD1
Product: MARVEL domain containing 1
Exons: 1
Coding region: 101-604 (167 amino acids)
Biological process (GO): myelination
Cellular component (GO): membrane
Molecular function (GO): structural constituent of myelin sheath
Source: RefSeq, a predicted model, not a curated record
AAACUAAGAGAUCCCUUCUUACCCACCUGGAACCCUCACAGAGAAAGUCCUCUUGGCUGAAUUCUCCUGGAUAUUCUAUUUAGAUCUUUAUUGUUUUAACAUGCAUCCUGCACACAGCACCAGGAGUUCUGUAAGUGCCAAUAAGGAAUUCCUGAAGAGUUUGCCAGGGGUGCUGAGGGUACUGCAGCUGGUGAGUGGAGCUGGCAUUUGGAUUACCAUAGCUUCUAACCACUAUGGGGGCUCCAUCCACUUUGCUCUGUUUGUGGCUGUCUUCUUCUGGCUGUUAACCCUUGUGAUUUACUUCCUAACUCUGCUGGACAAGCAGGAACUGGUGCCAAUCCUGGGGGCAGAACGCUGGGUUUUUACCAAUGCCAUCUAUGAUGCCCUUGCCACUGUCCUGCACAUUGCUGCCGCUGGCAUAAUGAUCAGUAAGACAAAAGACAAUGAAUACUGCAAUCUGGAGACUUAUAAGCUGCCCUGCCUCUUUAAAGCUUACUUAACAGCAUCUAUAUUUGCCUGCAUUUGCUGCAUCCUCUAUGCCAUCACAUGCAUCUACUUCUUUUGCAAGAAAUGCAGAGGGAACCAAAGUGUUGUUUACAGUUAAUGAGGACACAUUUCCUCUUCACAGUUGGGAACAAAUAACUAUUUCUUCCUGGACUCCAAUGAAUUACACUUUUUUUUUUCUUUUUUUUCAACAAAGGGAUUCCUGUAUGACACAUUCUAUCAAAGGCCAAAGAAUUACUUGAGACCAACUGCUUCAUUGAUCAGUGAUCUCUUGAUAAAGGAAUGUUAAAUAUUGGAUGAAUACACUAAAAAAAAAAAAAAAAAAAAACCUUAACAUUUGGGUUUGUAUCAAAUGUGU